ACUGUUGCGUAUGAACACUAAUUUCUCAUUCCGCUUUAGUGUAUUAUAGUUUCACCUCUUGGCAAUGUUCGUGGUUGACUUGCUUCGUUUAAUGCUGAUUGGGAUGAGUUUCUUUCCUGUAUUUGAGGUCGAUUUGAAGGUGGGGCAUCUGCUUUGGAUGCUAUGUUGCUCGAUUGUAUCUGUAAUUUCCAUGAACUGGCACCUCAAUGGUGGGAUUGUGACAGACACCAAGCUAGGUUUGCUUGGUGAAGAUGCCAAUAUGUGCCUCAAAUGGUGGGAGAAAAUCCCACUGAACAUCAGCAAGAUCCUCCACCAUUACUACCAGUAUGUCGGGCCGAAGAGAGUCCGAAAAACGUGGUGGAGAAGGCUUGUGUUUUCGUGGGUGGUUGGGUGGACGAUACUGAGCAUCUGGAUCUUCUCGUUCAUGAGCUCACAGGCCAGUGAGGAGAGGAAGGAAACUCUUGCAAGGAUGUGUAAUGAGAGGGCGAGGAUGUUGCAGGAUCAAUUUAAUGUCAGCAUGAACCAUAUUCAGGCCAUGUCGAUGAUACUCUCGUCAUUCCAUGGCGGAAAGUACCCUUCGGCCAGUGAUCUGAAAGCUUUUGCGCGGUACAUUGAGAGAACUGCUUUCGAGAGACCCCUCACGUGUGGCGUGGCAUAUGCUGGAAGGGUGCUCCACUGGGGAAAAGAAGAAUUUGAGAAGCAGCAGGGCUGGACUAUCAAGAGAAUGGAUACCCUCGAACAAAACCAGGUUCAUAAGAAUGACUAUGCCCCAGAAGCCUUGGAACCAUCCCCAGUUCAGGAAGAAUCUGCUCCUGUUAUCUUUGCACAGGAUGCCAUUAGACACGUCAUCCCUUUCGAUAUGCUGUCCGGGAAGGAAGGUCGACAAAACAUGUUGCGUGCAAGAGAAUCGGGAAGGGGGGUUCUAACUGCACCUUUUCGGCUGCUUAAAACAAACAGACUUGGAGUAAUACUGACGUUCGCCAUCUACAAAAGCUAUCUGCCCUCAAAUGCAACCCCAAAUGAAAGAAUUCAAGCAACUGUUGGGUAUCUUGGUGGAGUCUUUCAUAUUGACUCACUAAUGGAGAAGUUACUUCAACAACUUGCUAGCAAGCAAACCAUCCUUGUGAACGUGUAUGACACAACCAAUCAGUCGCAUCCAAUCAGGAUGUAUGGUUCAAAUGUGUCGGAUGAUGGAUUGCAGCACAUUAGCUCCUUAAGUUUUGGAGAUCCCUUAAGGAACCAUGAGAUGCGGUGCAGGUUCAAAAAUAAGCCACCAUUGCCGUGGUUGGCCAUUGAGAUUUCUCUUUACAUCCUCGUAAUUGCAUUGUCUGUUAGCUCCGAUUUCCAUGCAAUUGUAGAUAGGAUUACCAAACUGGAGGAUAUGAUGGAGCUCAAGAUACGGGCCGAGGCAGCUGUUGUUGCCAGAUGUGAGUUUCUUGCAACUGUUUCAUACGAGAUCAGAACCCCAAUGAAUGGUGUCCUAGGAAUGUUACAAAUGCUAAUGGACUCAAACCUGGAUGAUACUCAACUAGAUUAUAUCCGAACUGCCCAGAGAAGUGUAAGACAUGCAGUCUCACUUACAAAUGGACUCCUGGACCCGAAGCUUGAGGCAGUGCGUUUUUAUCUGCGACCUAUUCUAGAUGAUGUUCUGUCCUUCUUUAGGAUGGAGUAUCAAGAAAAAGUAGAGUGGGCAGUAUACGUCUCAGAUCAGGUUCCUGAUAUGCUUAUUGGUGAUCCCAGAAGGUUUCGGAAAAUUAUCACCAAUCUCAUGUGGAAUUCAAUCAAAUUCACAGAAGAAGGACACAUCUUUGUCACGGUUCAUCUUGUCGAGGAGCUGAUCGGCUUAAUAGAUGUUGAGACUGCAUCAUCACCGAAUAACACCUUGAGUCGUUUCCCCGUUGCAGAUAGACGCCACAGUUGGGAAGGAUUUAGGUGUUUCGGUCAAGAUGGAACUGCAAGCCGUUUUUCACCGUCACCUGACCUCAUCCAUAUUAUUGUAUCUGUCGAGGACACAGGACUUGGAAUCCCUCUAGAAGCCCAACAUUUUAUGAAUUUGGGACAUAUAGAUAGAGGAAUUAGAAUGAGGAUAUGGAUAAGCCAGUGUUUGGUUAGCCUCAUGAAAGGGGAAAUCGGGUUUGUUAGCAUUCCAAAGAUUGGUUCCACAUUUACAUUUACUGCUGUUUUCACCAAUGCCAGCUCCAGUUCAAAUGAGUUAACGAUCCAGCAAAUCAGCAGCCAGUCAAAUGCUGCAUCCUCAGAAUUUAAUGGCAUGACAGCAUUAGUAGUGGACCAAAGACCUGUUAGGGCCAAGAUGUCAAGAUACCAUAUCCAACGGCUUGGAAUUCGUGUUGUAGUAGUUUCUGAUUUGUAUGAGGGUUUAUCUAGCAUAAGCUGUGGUAUUCCAACUAUCAAUAUGGUCCUUGUCGAACAGGAAGUCUGGGAUAAAGAUUCAGGAACUUCAGCUCUCUUUGUCCGUAAUUUAAGGAAAAUUGUUGGACAGGUUCCUCCGAACCUGUUCAUUCUUACCAACUCUAUUACCUCAUGCAGAAUAAGCUCUGCAACUUCAGGUGUCCCUACCCCAACAGUCAUCAUGAAGCCUCUCAUGGCAAGCAUGCUCGCUGCCUCACUGCAAAGAGCCAUGGGAGCUGGUAAGGCAAAUCUCCGGAACAGGGAGCUCCCAAGUUUGUCUCUCUGCGACCUUCUGUUAUGCAGAAGAAUUCUUAUUAUUGAUGAUGAUAAUGUGAAUCUCAGAGUAGCUGCCGAUGCUUUGGAAAAGCAUGGGGCAUUGGUGGAAUGUGCAGACAAUGGUAAAAGGGCAAUCUUACUGCUUAAGCCGCCCCACCAUUUUGAUGCCUGCUUCAUGCAUAUCCAGAUGCCAGAGAUGGAUGGGUUUGAAGCUACAAGGAGAAUACGUGACACGGAACGCAAUAUCAGCAACAGUAUUCAACAUGGCGAACUUAAUGUGGAGGAUUAUGAAGGUAUUCAAGCGUGGCAUGUACCCAUUCUGGCCAUGACUGCUGAUGUAAUUCAGUCUACCCAUGAAGAAUGCACAAAGUGCGGAAUGGAUGGAUAUGUUUCAAAACCAUUCGAAACUGACCAGCUUUAUCGCGAAGUUUCCCGUUUGUUCCUAUCUACAAGACUACAAGUUUAUAGAGGUGUGGGGAAUGGGGAGAGGACUGGGAUUGGAUUGGCAGUUUCAGAAGGAUGUUAGAAAGUUUAGAAGAUGGGCAGGUUUCCAUUUGAGAUUGAGUAUGAUUUUUUUAACCAUACCCACAUGCCCGAAGAUAAGCUACAAGAUGGACUAAUUGCUCCUGGAUUUGAUGAAGCCUCUUGCUUGAGCAGAUACCAAUCCAAUUUAUACAGAAAAAUUUCACCCCAAAUCCAUCUUCUCAUCUUCUCUCCAGACUGAGAAGUUAUGAACAUCUCCACAAGAAAUGUGGGCCCCACACGAAACCCUACAACAAAACCUUAGAACAACUCAAGUCCAGCAGUAACCCUAGCAGCACUAGCGCUGAUAGGUCAGCAGAGUGCAAGUAUGUGGUUUGGAUAUCUUACAAUGGCUUGGGGACAGGAGCAGAGCCAAGGUGGGGGCAAUGGGAUUCCUUGACCCCAAUAACUAUGUGCCGACAGCCUCAAACAAGAAGAAGGAGCUUGUUGAUAUUGACAGUAUGGUUGCUGUCAGUGCUGUUAGUACUGCCAGAAUGCAUUAUGCUGCUUGUCAGAUGCUGUUGCUAACUAGAGAGUAUGGGUGUGUUGCUUUAUAUGUCAUUUUUUAUUCCUUGAGUUGAGUCAGUGGUGUCAUUGUUUACUCCUAGGGUCCAUCAUUUUGUAAUGUUAUUGCUUAUUCCUUGGGUCUUUGUAAGCAUGCGUGCUGCAUGCUGAUAACAAAAGCAUGGGUGCGGUCAUCUCCAUAAAUAGCUCUUCCUCCCUUGUAAUCCGCAUGACAUUUCUCGGUAAUACAAAGAAGAUAUCAUUCAAAAUCAA
Pyrus x bretschneideri (Chinese white pear) is the source of this 3984-nucleotide messenger RNA. Its product is annotated as histidine kinase 3-like. The transcript is spliced from 11 exons. Gene Ontology annotation, biological process: phosphorelay signal transduction system. Lineage: Eukaryota; Viridiplantae; Streptophyta; Magnoliopsida; Rosales; Rosaceae. Gene Ontology annotation, molecular function: phosphorelay sensor kinase activity. Bases 65 to 3211 code for a protein of 1048 amino acids. The record is from RefSeq and is a predicted model, not a curated record.